AUGCGGGCCAAAGAGGGCCUGGCGACGGUGUGGCCGCGCCAGGGUCCUGAGGCUGUGGCCCGGGCGGGGGUGUUGGGGGAGGGCGCGGUCCACCACGCCCGGGAACCCUUUGUGCGCCCACCACAGAGUGCCGCCUCUCCCGGGCAACGCACCUCGGCGCCCACGUGUGUCGUCUGCUUCGUGAAGGCACUGGUGCACUUGUUCAAGAUCUACCUGACAGCAAACUACACCUACAACUUCCGCGGCUGGCCUGUGGACCUCCGCUGGGAUGACGUGCACGCCGCCGCCGCCGGGGGCCACAGCGGUCACCGGGGACUGACGUGCCCGGCAGCCGCGGCGGGCAUGUGGCUGCUGCAGGGCGCGGCGCUGGGCGAAGACGUGCAGGGGCGGCCGUCCCGCGGGGCGCGCAGCCAGGCGCAGUGCCUCCUGCAGCAGAUCAGUGAGCUGCCCGGCCAGCUCGCCAGCUACGUGCUGGCCCACUCAGUGGGCCGCUGGUUCGUGUACCCUAGUUCCAUGUUCCUGAUGACACGCGCGCUGCUGCCGCUCCUGCGGCAGGGCCAGGAGCGCCUGGUGGACCGCUACCGCGGCCGGUGCGCCAAGCUGGUGGCCUGUGACGGCAACGAGAUCGACACCAUGUUCAUGGACCGCCGCCAGCGCCUGGGCAGCCAUGGCCGCGGCCUGCGCCUCGCCAUCUGCUGCGAGGGCAACGCCGGCUUCUACGAGAUGGGCUGUCUGUCGGCGCCGCUGGAGGCCGGCUAUUCGGUGUUGGGCUGGAACCACCCGGGCUUCGGGGGCAGCACGGGCGCGCCGUUCCCUCAGCACGACGCCAACGCCAUGGACGUGGUGGUCAAGUACGCGCUGUACCGCCUGCACUUCCCGCCCGCGCACGUGGUGGUCUACGGCUGGUCCAUCUGCGGCUUCACGGCCUCGUGGGCCACCAUGACGUACCCGGAGCUGGGCGCACUGGUGCUCGAUGCCACCUUCGACGACCUCGUGCCGCUGGCGCUGAAGGUCAAGCCCCACAGCUGGAAGGGGCUGGUGGUGCGCACGGUGCGCGAGCACUUCAACCUCAACGUGGCCGAGCAGCUAUGCCUGCCCCGGCCGGUGCUGCUGCUCCGGCACACGCCGGACGACGUGGUCAGCACCUCGGGCCCCCUGCGCCCCCUGCCGUCGGGCGACGUGGAGGGCCACCGCAGCAACGAGCUGCUCCUGCUGCUGCCGCACCGCUACCCCGCCGUGAUGGCGCGCGAGGGCCUUACUGUCGUGACCCUAUGGCUGCGUGCCGGCAGCCUGGCGCAGGAGGCCACCUUCUACGCGCGCUACCGCGUGGACGACGACUGGUGCCUAGCCCUGCUGCGCUCCUACCGCGCGCGCUGCGAGGAUCGGCAGGAGGACGAGGAGGCCUGGGGCCCGCACGGGCUCGCUUUCCCCUGGCUAGUGGGCCAGGGCCUGAGCCGGCGGCGGCGCUGGCAGCUCGCGCCGUUCCUGGCUCGCCAGCACCUCAAGAACGUGGAGGCGACCCACUGCAGUCCGCUGGAACCUGAGGCCUUCUAGUUGCCCUGGAGGCUGUAG
Globicephala melas (long-finned pilot whale) is the source of this 1572-nucleotide messenger RNA. RefSeq names its product abhydrolase domain containing 16B (gene ABHD16B). Gene Ontology annotation, biological process: phosphatidylserine catabolic process; monoacylglycerol catabolic process. Gene Ontology annotation, cellular component: endomembrane system. The record is from RefSeq and is a predicted model, not a curated record. Gene Ontology annotation, molecular function: monoacylglycerol lipase activity; glycerophospholipase activity. NCBI's taxonomy places the organism in Eukaryota, Metazoa, Chordata, Mammalia, Artiodactyla, Delphinidae.